Molecule: messenger RNA, 2417 nt
Organism: Aedes aegypti (yellow fever mosquito)
Lineage: Eukaryota; Metazoa; Arthropoda; Insecta; Diptera; Culicidae
Product: probable G-protein coupled receptor Mth-like 10
Exons: 5
Coding region: 514-2001 (495 amino acids)
Biological process (GO): cell surface receptor signaling pathway
Cellular component (GO): membrane
Molecular function (GO): G protein-coupled receptor activity
Source: RefSeq, a predicted model, not a curated record
UUCGGUUAGCGUCCGCUUGCUAGUCUAAGCAUUGCCACCCGCAGAUAAAGACGUCCACUCGUGCUAAACUGGAAAAUUGUUCUCGGCCCGAUGUGAUUCGGUGGGGGUAAACGGAUCAAUUGUGGCGAAAAUUCUGAGUAUUGCCUCAGAUGAAAUAUGAAACCAAGUAUUUAGAGUCAACAAACGCACCAUUCACCAUCGAUUCGGUGCAUUGCGGUCGAUUGGGAGUGUCCGUUUUCCCUGUGAUCUUGUAAACAUUUAUGGCUCGUGUUUUCGAACAAAAAGUGUUGAUAAAUAAAUAACUACAUCCGAUCCGCGCGUUUGGUUGAGUGGUCAUUGCCGGCAGGUGUUCCAGCUAUUAGCCAAACGGAAGAAAGGUUCAUGCGUGGACUGGACGGAACGUGCUUUGUUGGAAGAUUUCACGGCUCUAACUAGCUCCGAUAUUUGAGUGGAAUUUAAAUGUAAGGCGGCUUUCGAUCGAGAAUAAGUGAAGAAUAGCAUUUUACUUGCGCAAUGGCUAAGAUACGGACUUGCGGUUUCUUAUCAGUUGUGCACAGCUUAGUCACUGUGCUUUUGUGUGUGAUAAUUGUCACUGGUCUAACUGAUAAUAGCAUUAGUAAACAGCUGCCUUGCGAGUAUCGUGAUUCAGUCAACAUAAGUAGUGGAACUCGAGACGCCUUGGGGAAUAUCGUUCAUAAUGGUGUUGUGUAUACAUCGCAGAACUUUGCGCUGAUUAAUUACGAUUAUGUGGACUACGACGUCAGAGUUGAUGUUGCAAAUUACUAUCGGGGGUGCAUUUGCCAAGUGACCAAGUGUGUUCGUUUGUGCUGUCCAAUUGGGCAAUGGUAUCUCAGCGAUGGAGAAAGCACAGGAUGUGUCGAUAAAAGUGAAGACUUCCCGGCUAAAAUAUUAGCAAAUGUAACGACGACGAAUGAAACCAAAUUAGUGAAUAUAAUCGAAAGGAAAAUCUACGGAUUUGUUCCACAAAAACCAUGUCCGGCACUUAUGAUUGAAGAUAUUGAAGAAUGGGCGUUGGAUGACAGUGGGUCGAUUAUACUGCGAGAUAUAGCCGUACCCCAGGAGGAGUAUUGCCUAGCAGUGGGAGGUGACACCGGUCUAGCUGAAGCAUACUUCUGUCCAUUGGAAGUCGAAGCAAGCAUCACGCACUCUAUUGGUCUCAUACUCUCCAUUCCUUUCCUGGUAGCCACGUUGCUCAUCUACGCAUGGAUUCCCGAGCUACGCAACAUUCACGGAAAAUCACUGAUAUGCUACAUAUUCGCGCUAACCAACGCGUACAUAGUACUGCUCCUAAUGCAUUUCGGUAGCAACAUCAUCGCGUGCGAAACCCAAGGCUAUCUGUUGUAUUUUUUCGUGCUGGUUGCCUUCUUUUGGCUCAACGUCAUGUGUUUCGACAUUUUUUGGACAUUUAGCAGCGGUGUCGUGAUCAAAAACGAGCGCAAACGAUUUCUGUACUAUUCGCUGUAUGCUUGGGGCUGUCCUUUGAUCCUAGCCUCCCUGGUGGUCAUAUUCGAGAACACCGAAUUGAUUCAGGUUCAUCUGAGGCCCGGAUUUGGAAUUAACAGUUGCUGGUUCUACACUGACAAAAUGGUGCAAUUCAUGUACUUGUAUCUGCCUCUACUGAUACUGAUUGCGGCGAAUUUGUACUUUUUCAUCAUCACCGCUGUGAAGAUUAUCCGAGUGCAGAAGGCUACCGAUGCGGCAUUGAAAAAUGAUUCGAGACGACACAACCGAUUCGAAAACGAUCGCUACCGGUUCACGUUGUAUUUGCGGUUGUUCAUCGUAAUGGGCGUGACCUGGACGUUCGAAAUCAUAUCCUGGGCCAUGGAAAACAGCAUUUGGAUCUUCUACGUGGCCGACGUUUGCAACUGCCUUUUAGGGGUUAUGAUUUUCUUUCUGUUCGUUUGGAAGCAGAAGGUUCGGAAGCUUGUUGCGAAAAGGACGUCAUCGCGGCUUCAGCAGAACAAAAACAACGUCCGUUAAUACUGGCUCAACGAUGAGUGGGACAAGAUAUACAAGUGCUCCGGACUCAACUGUUCCGAUGAACUCGCCUCCAGCCUAGAGGAAAUAUCGCCAAGCUGUGCGGUUGCUUGCAUGACAUUUAUACGCUUACUUUUGCACUUAUUGUUUGCAACACUGUGUUAUGUGACAGUUGCUAGGAAAUAAUACAUUUUCUUAUUGAAAGAAUUGUAUGACUAUUCACCUAAAAAGGAUGUUUAGUAAAGACAUGAACCUGGCUCCUAAUUUCCUUCACGUAAUGAAAAUUUCAGUUUCUUGGUGAUGCCCAACAACGUGGAAAACUUAGUUUUUCGUUGUACAUACGUAAAUGGACAUAUAUUCUGUUAUGAUUGUAAGAAAAAGCACAAAUAAAAAUAACUAACAUUCAGUGUAGCACAAUA